CGUUGCUGUGAGGGGAACGAGAUACUGCCAUGGUUUCCGGGCGUUGGUAUAUAAAGUGGUUUCUAGUCAUUCGGACUACAAUUCCCAGCAUGCUUUGCGUCGCGGCAUGUUGGGCGGAGUCGGGUCACAUGAUGAGAUAUUAGGAAGUAGGAGAGACUGCUUUCUGGCUUGGUUCUAGUGCAGUAUUAUUAUGUUACGGCCCAAAGCUCUGACCCAGGUGCUGAGCCAGGCCAACACUGGUGGUGUGCAGAGCACCCUGCUCCUGAACAAUGAAGGCUCUCUACUUGCAUAUUCUGGCUAUGGUGACACAGACGCCCGAGUUACAGCUGCUAUUGCUAGUAACAUUUGGGCUGCCUAUGAUAAAAAUGGACAUCAAGCCUUCAACGAGGACAAUCUUAAAUUCAUCCUUAUGGACUGUAUGGAAGGCCGCGUUGCGAUUACAAGAGUGUCAAACCUGUUGUUGUGUAUGUAUGCCAAGGAGACUGUUGGAUUUGGCAUGUUAAAAGCUAAGGCCCAAGCUCUAGUGCAUUACCUCGAGGAGCCUCUGAACCAGGUCUCUGCAUGUUAAGAGAAUGAAGAUUGUUACGAGGUUCUCCAAGCUGCAACACGCCAGCAAACCCACAGAUACCUCACCAAAAGACACAAGGACUCACAAUCCUUUCCCAGCGUGACGACUGCUUCUGCAAGUGACUGUUCGAUGCUGCCCUAGUUUCCCGUGUUAUAAAUUAUCUCUAUUGUACACUAACGGAAGUCUGAAUUACAGUAAAAGGCAUCACUAGUAAUAAAAAAAAUCAAUAUAGAACCAAAUGACUUUGGAUUGAGUGUUACCGGUUAUUUCAUUGCAGCAAGGUUUAGUUUUUGUUUACUCUGGCGUUUUGUGAUAAUGACCCUUCAGUGUAAUAGGACUGAUUAGCUUUUAGCCACUGGUCUAACCUUUCCGUCGGGUCACUAGUGAAGACGAUGACUCCGGCUUGUUGUAAAAAUCUACAACCCAAAAAUGUUGUAAAGAUAAUGUAAUAAAAUCUAAUAAGUUUC
Molecule: messenger RNA, 1035 nt
Organism: Pseudophryne corroboree (corroboree frog)
Lineage: Eukaryota; Metazoa; Chordata; Amphibia; Anura; Myobatrachidae
Gene: LAMTOR2
Product: late endosomal/lysosomal adaptor, MAPK and MTOR activator 2
Exons: 4
Coding region: 191-568 (125 amino acids)
Biological process (GO): cellular response to amino acid stimulus; positive regulation of TOR signaling
Cellular component (GO): Ragulator complex
Molecular function (GO): guanyl-nucleotide exchange factor activity; molecular adaptor activity
Source: RefSeq, a predicted model, not a curated record